Messenger RNA from Phyllotreta striolata, 1809 nucleotides. The record is from the annotation of a GenBank genome assembly. NCBI's taxonomy places the organism in Eukaryota, Metazoa, Arthropoda, Insecta, Coleoptera, Chrysomelidae.
CUCGCAUUUAAUGUUUGUUUACGCUUUUCAUUUAUCGUUAAUUUAAUUAACAACAAUAUCCUCUAUUGUGGGAAUUGAAAGAAGUUUUCACGCGAUUAACGACCUUGCUUAGUGCGAGAAGAGAACGCCUUCAAUCCACCAAGCUGAAUUAGAGAGCAAGGAACGAAUUUAACAGAGAAUUUACUAACAGCACAGGCCUAACACCGUGAUGUGUACGAUAUGGGGGCAUGCCUGACAUUGGAACGUGAAGCAGGAAAAGCCCGAAAACGCAGCGAAGAAAUCGACAGGCAACUAGGCGAAUUCGCCAAGCAGCAGAACAAUGUCAUCAAAAUACUCCUUUUGGGAGCCGGAGAAAGCGGCAAGAGCACCCUAGUAAAACAAAUGAAGAUAAUCCAUGCGGACGGUUUCACUCUAGCCGAACUGAGCAGCUUCCGGCCCACGGUGCUCGACAACCUGCUGGCCUCGAUGAAGUACGUUUUGGCCGGCAUGGGCAUCCUCAGAAUCAACCUGGAGCACCAGAGGAACAAAUCGCACGCCCAGAACAUUCUAAUAGCCAAAAGCUGCUUCGAUAUGAGCUUUGCCAUAUUACCCGGAGUGGCCGCUUCCCUGCAGGCCCUGUGGUCCGAUCGGGGGGUUCGAUUAGCCGUUGCCCGGGGUUAUGAAUACGAAUUGAACGAUUCGGCUCUUUAUUUGUUCGAGAAUAUGGAGAGGAUUUGCGAUCCGAAAUACGUGCCGAAUCCAACGGACGUGCUGAGGGCUCGGGUGAGAACGCAGGGGAUCAUCGAGACUCAGUUUCGAAUAAACGAUUUGAUUAUUAGCAUGUACGAUGUGGGCGGGCAACGUUCGCAGAGGAGAAAGUGGAUAUAUUGCUUCGAUGACGUGAAGGCCGUGUUGUUUGUGGUGUCUUUAAGUGGCUACGAUAUGACUCUACUGGAGGAUCCGAGCGUGAACCGGCUAGAGGAGAGCCUCAACCUAUUCGGGCAAAUAGUCAACAACCCGUUCUUCAGGGAGGCCUCUUUCGUGUUGUUCUUGAACAAAUUCGAUUUGUUCAGGGAGAAGAUUUUGCAUUCGCAACGCCACUUGAGACUGUACUUUUCCGAUUACAACGGGCCCGAUAAGGACGUCGAUCGAGGGGCUUUGUUCGUACAGCAUAAAUUUAUAUUGAGAAACGGAGAUUCGAGGAAAGUUUUGUAUCCUCAUUUCACUACAGCUACAGAUACUGCUAAUGUUAGGGUGGUGUUUCAGUCCGUUAUGGAGAUUGUUUUGUCUGCCAAUUUGAGGCAUGUUACGCUGUUAUAGAUUUUUUUUAUUACUAUAUCGAAGGAACCGAGUCCUUGUAAAAUUAAUGCGAUGUUAAACUAUUAGUUUUUGCUGGACUGAUUUACUGUUAAAGCUCAAAGAAACGUUAAAAAGCAAUUAUACGAUUUGUAAAGUAUGUUAAACUUGCCAUUAAUCGAAAAUUAUUUGCCAUUUUGUGGUCUCAUUGAUUUUUAAUCGACGCGUUUGCCUGUGAUUUUUAUUUUAUAUUAGUAUCUUCUUUAUUUCGUCGAAAAUCCUUGUAUUAUUAAUUUUGAGUUGGUAUUUUUUAGUUAUUAAGUCAAUAAGUGAUCUCUGAAUUUAAUGUGUUCCCCUGACAAGUUUUCUUAAUCUAUUAUUGUAUUAGUUAACAUUUUACAUAAUUAUUUAAUUCUAUAAUUUUCUUACGGAUAUACGAAUAUUUAUUAGGUAUAUCAAAUCGAUUUGCGUCUUCCUAAAUUUCCCAAAUUAGCAAUUUUUUGCGAGAAAAUUCCUUUAAUAGUAAUAUAUAUA